GGCGGAAUUGACGUGCUAGGGUAGUUGUGUGAAAACGGAAGUCACGUGACACGGCUGGCAGCGCUGUCAUGUGAUGGUCCCUGCGUUUGCAACGAAGCUCUAUACAGCCAAAAGACAAGCAAAAUAAAAAACAGCUCCUGAGACGAAAAACUCACACAGAAAGGAGAUUGAACCUGCUGAACGUCUAUCAUGGGGUGCUGUUUCAGCAGCGAUAGCGAUCCGUCGGAUCAGAACAGUGACGAGGUGAAGCCGUUGAUUCCUGACCCAAACCAGGAGAGAAAACCCACCAAUGGCUCGGAGCGAAACGCAGACAACCUGACGUCCAACCGCACAGACGAGCAGGCCUUGCUCACAGUCAUCCUGCAGCGGACAGCCUUGAACAUAAUUGAUGUGUCGGCUGUUGAUUCUCAAGGCAUGGAGCAGCAUGAAUACAUGGACAGAGCCAGACAGUACAGCACCAAGCUGGAGGUGUUGAGCAGAACGCUGUCUCAGAAGAAGCCGGUUCCUCUCCCGUCACUGACCAGCCAACCUCAUCAGGUGCUCGCCGCUGACCUGGUCCCCUACGCAGACAUACAGCAGGUCUCUAAGAUCGCUGCGUACGCCUACAGCGCCAUCUCACAAAUCAAAGUAGAUGCCAAGGAAGAGCUGGUGGUGCAGUUUGCUAUACCAUGAUUCAAAAGAUGGACCCCGUUCCCCCCACAUUCUCUGUUUCUGUCUCUCUUUCUAGCCCUUUUCACUCCUCCGUUCUCCUUCCAAUCUUCUUGAGAUUCAGACGCCCAUGUCUUUGUUCUCUGAAUGUCCUGCAGAUAAAUAUAAUUCACCCCAACCAGAGCUCCUUGUGUAAAUCCGUCACCCGAGACCCUUCAGGGCCGCCACAGCACAGAUCCGAGAGGGUAAAACCGUCUGAUCUACUGUCUUUGCUAUGACGAGUUGGAUUCGAUCAGUUACCGGUAGCUCUUCAGGUGCGUUCAUGCAUUAAUCAAACCUUUUACAACUGAAAAGUACAAUUCGACAGUCGUGUCAAGCUGCUACGAAUGCAUAUUUUAGUUUUAUUUGUUCUUGUUGUUUCUUUUUCUGUUGGCUUUUCAGUCAGUUAGACAUUGUUAAACCGAGUAGCACAUCCAGACUUCCCAAUUAUUCUUGUACUUGUACUAAAUUUAUUGUAGUUUUGCUCAGUCUUAACACAUAUGUUGUGGUUCAGCAUAAUUCUGCAUGUAAUUCAUUCGUUCGCCUGAAGGAUUCUGGAAUCACUGUGGUUUAGUGUUCAUUAUUUCUAAUUUAAAUACCAUAACUGUAUGCACUGUGGUUCAAUAUUGGGAUGCAGAUGAAUAUGGGCAACAUACAUAAAUAAUACUUCUGUCUAACUAACCAGAGAAACACGCGUAAUGCCACAUUAACCCUUUUUUAUUUUUUAUUCUUUAUUUAACACAUUCGAAAGCAGAACUCUCUUGUUUUGUGUGAAUGAUCUGCUUGAAAGUCAAUCAAAUUGAUUCUCAGCUGGUUUAGAUCGAGCCUAUCACUGUUACCUACUCAAAGUAUGGGAUGUCCUGCAACUUUAGAUCAUGUUUUUACUAAUCGGCAUCGUUUUCCUCUGUUUGCCAUGUCAUGGUGGACUGUAAAUAUAUCGGGACAGGUGACGCGAUCAAUCAUUUUGGUUCUUUUGCGGUGAGAUUUUGAAUCCUUUAAAGCGGCUCUGCUGUAACGGGAGAGAAAGGGUUUCUUUUACUGUCACGCAGUCGUAUCGGAAAAAUACGAAGCCAGGGCAGUGUAGCCUGAAUAAACAUACUGUCAAAUCAGAGAGUUUUGGGUGGGGCGGAUGGUUUGAAUGGUUGCGGUGGGACGGUAAUUUGUAAAUGAAAUUUGUGUCGAUGCCUUUAAUGUACAAAGUGUAAAAUGAUUCAAGAUGAAUGAUUAGCGGGAAGUGGAAUCGGCUCUACAGCGCCCCCUGGCUGCAUUAUGCCUUAGUCGUAAGGCUUUGCGAUCAGUAGCUUGUUUUUAGCUAAGCAAACAGGGACACUUUUACCUUGCCUGUUCCAAUUUUAACAUAAUAAAAACAAUUUAAAAAUAUAUUUUGAAAUUGCUUUAACUUUUUUUUUUUUUCCUGUUGUGCCGAAAAACGAGGAAAGCACUAGUGAAUUCAAACAACUGGCAUUCUUUCCUGACAAGAGUUUGAAAUGCCACACAGUAUGUUUGUGUAAUUAUUUAUUUUUGAUUUUAUGUAUUUAGACCGUGUGGCACAAUUGGCUCUCUAGAUCAUCGCAAGGCACAUUUCUCUUUCUUUGAGGUUUUUAAAGGGAUAAAAUACACUGCAAUACACAAGAUGGUCUCUUUUUUGUUUUGUUUUUUGUUGCAGUGUACUAAUAGUGUUCAAGUUUGUUUGUUACCUAAAUGUGGAAUACUACCUGAUUUACAGAGAUAACGUUUCUUAGGCUAGUACCAAAAAUUUAAUCUCAAUAUUCUGUUAAUACUGUUUUGUUGAAUGAAAAUUAUGCAUUAAAGACUUUCAAAAUUA
Messenger RNA from Megalobrama amblycephala (Wuchang bream), 2512 nucleotides. It is a transcript of the gene lamtor1, whose product is annotated as late endosomal/lysosomal adaptor, MAPK and MTOR activator 1. Gene Ontology annotation, cellular component: Ragulator complex; late endosome membrane; lysosome. NCBI's taxonomy places the organism in Eukaryota, Metazoa, Chordata, Actinopteri, Cypriniformes, Xenocyprididae. The record is from RefSeq and is a predicted model, not a curated record. The transcript is spliced from 5 exons. Gene Ontology annotation, biological process: positive regulation of TOR signaling; cholesterol homeostasis; lysosome organization. Gene Ontology annotation, molecular function: guanyl-nucleotide exchange factor activity; molecular adaptor activity. The coding region runs from base 190 to 672 and encodes 160 amino acids.